AUGAUGGCACUGAAAGAUUUCCUUAACAGGUUAGGUAGUGAAGCUCUCUGCACUGAAGAGAUCUUUCCUAUGUCUGGAGCAGGGACAGAUCUUCGCUCAAACUACUUGUUGAAUACUAAAAUAGCUGGUGUUGAAGAAGCAGAUUUAGUGCUUUUAGUAGGAACCAAUCCACGUUAUGAAGCUCCUCUAUUCAAUGCCAGACUCAGGAAAUGUUGGAUUCACAAUGACCUUGAAAUAGCACUUGUGGGAGCACCAGUGGAUCUUACUUAUGAAUAUGAACAUCUUGGAAACUCACCACUUGUUUUGCAAGAAAUUGCCAAUGGAACCCACCCUUUUGCGGAAACACUAAAAUCAGCCAAGAAACCUGUUGUAGUAAUUGGUAGUGCAACACUUCAGAGGGAGGAUGGUGCAGCUAUUCAUGCUGCUGUCUCAACCAUUGCCCAGAAUGCUCGUAUGCUAUCAGAAUGUGGAGAUGACUGGAAAGUUCUUAGUGUUCUGCACAGAGUGGCAAAUCAAGUAGCUGCACUUGAUCUUGGCUACAAGGCUGGGGUGUCAUACAUCAGGGAAAAUAAGCCUAAAGUACUUUACAUGUUAGGAGCUGAUGAAGGAGCCAUAACUAAAAGUGAUAUUCCUUCUGAUUGUUUUGUUAUUUAUCAAGGUCAUCAUGGUGACGCUGGGGCUCAGAUGGCUGAUGUUAUAUUCCCAGGUGCUGCCUACACGGAGAAAGAUGCCACUUAUGUGAACACUGAAGGCAGAGCUCAACAAACCCGACUUGCUGUCACACCUCCAGGGAUGGCGCGACAAGAUUGGAAAAUUAUACGAGCAUUAUCAGAAAUAUGUGGUACUGGACUUCCCUAUGAUAAACUUGGUGAACUUAGGCAACGUCUUUAUGAAGUUUCUCCAAAUUUGGUUUAUUAUGGAGAAGCUGAAGAUGCGAACUUCUUUAAAGAAGCUCAUGAACUUUCAAGUUUAGUCAAAUCAGAGCUGUUAGAUCAGCCUCUGAAGCCACACCAGUCUCAACUCAGUGAGUUCUACAUGACCAAUUCUGUAACUCGUGCCUCCCAAACUAUGGCCAAAUGUGUUAAAGCCACUUCAGAAUCUACUGCAUAA
Molecule: messenger RNA, 1110 nt
Organism: Acanthosepion pharaonis
Lineage: Eukaryota; Metazoa; Mollusca; Cephalopoda; Sepiida; Sepiidae
Source: the annotation of a GenBank genome assembly